Molecule: messenger RNA, 547 nt
Organism: Blastomyces gilchristii SLH14081
Lineage: Eukaryota; Fungi; Ascomycota; Eurotiomycetes; Onygenales; Ajellomycetaceae
Exons: 1
Coding region: 169-471 (100 amino acids)
Source: RefSeq, a predicted model, not a curated record
CGAAGACAAAAGAUCAAAAGAGCUCGCGAGAGUUUCGCGACCAUCUACAGUUACUAUGUUACUAUCUCCACAAUCGCGAUUCGGUGAACUUUCCAAAUUGGGCCAACAGUCCUGAAAGUGGCACGAUUGUUAUCGGUUUGCUAGGGACACCACACCCACCAAAGAAGAAUGGAAAAGGCCAAGCAUGAUCUACGCAUCCUGAUGGCGGCAGAAGAAGCGAAAGAAAACCUGUCCGAAUCCGAAAGGAGUCUGCAUGUAGCGGCGGCUGAUAGAGCAGGAAGCACUGCGGAUCGAUAUUCCUCUUCAUCGUACAGCGCGGCAGUCGAGGAGGCGACUACAAUAGAUAGAAAAAUAUUAGCCCUGCUCAGCUUGUCUGGAGAAGCCACUCAGAUCCAUCGAAAGAGGAACGGGGAAGAAAACAUGUAUCGAGAAGUUCUUGAGGCAAUAGAAAGGGAGAACCAAGAAAGCUGAGGCAGAAUGGCCUAGGUGGUAGGCGCAAUAUCAAACUCCUCCUGUAGCUUCUUAUCAUAGGCAGUUUUGUCUCCCA